Messenger RNA from Drosophila santomea, 1033 nucleotides. Its product is annotated as pupal cuticle protein Edg-78E-like. The transcript has 3 exons. The record is from RefSeq and is a predicted model, not a curated record. Bases 565 to 948 code for a protein of 127 amino acids. Gene Ontology annotation, molecular function: structural constituent of chitin-based larval cuticle. Gene Ontology annotation, cellular component: chitin-based extracellular matrix. Lineage: Eukaryota; Metazoa; Arthropoda; Insecta; Diptera; Drosophilidae.
AUUCCCUUCAAUGAAUUAACUUCAAUCAUCAUUGCUGGGUUGAUUAAAUUAACAAGUUGUAUUUUCUGUUGAUAAUCUCGAUUACCAUUGUUCGUGUUUCUUCGGCAAGCAUUCGGCUUUGAAUUUGAUGAGGUUGUGUCAGCGCUCCACCCAAGUUCAUGAUUUUAAAGGGUAUAGCUCAGCUUGGGAGUGGAUUUACAGGUGUUUUCUGCAAUGAUUCAUAUAAAUAGUAGCAAAAUCGUAUACCAAAUUCGUUGAGAAGUAACUAACUGGUAAAAGAAGGCGCACUUCCAAUAGCUAAUUUCAUUACAGAGCAUACAAUAGUCGCUAGUAUCCCAUGAUGGGAACUCCACAUCUUGCAUUAAUGACUGAAAACGAGUGGCCAAAAGCAGUUUAUUGGGCGAAAUAUGGGUCGCUCUGCAUGCCCGACUUGUUUGCAUAUUCGGAGUCUGUGUCUGCAUGCUGGCUUUGUCUUUGACUAUCGGAUCGGAGCACUAUAAAUAGUCAAUCGGGGGACCAGAGUGACAGCAUUAGCCCCUCGGUCAACAAACCAGCAGCAGCAACAUGUACAAGCUCCUCCUCGUCGUCGCCCUUGUCGGAUGCGCCCUGGCCGCGCCACUGAACGAUGAUGUCAUCACCAAGUUCCUGGCCAACCAGGAUACGGACGGCACCUACGCCUACGACAUCGAGCAGGCUAGCGGUAUCCAGAUCAAGGAGCAGGGUCUUGCCGGCCACAGUGCUCAGGGAUCCUUCGCCUACACCUCCCCCGAGGGCGUUCCCGUCCAGGUGGUGUACACCGCCGACGAGUUCGGCUUCCACCCACAGUCCAACUUGCUGCCCACUCCCCCACCAAUCCCAGAGGAGAUCCUGCAGUCCAUCCGUUACAUCCAGGAGCACCCCACUCCCGAGGAACUGGCCGAUCGCGAAGUUCGCGCCAGGCAGAUCUAGAUCUGGAUUGAAAAUAGUAAUCUUAAGCUUGCCAAAGUAGUCUACACACGAUGUGUUCAUCAUCCCAGCCAUUCGAUUAAACCAC